Molecule: messenger RNA, 7509 nt
Organism: Coregonus clupeaformis (lake whitefish)
Lineage: Eukaryota; Metazoa; Chordata; Actinopteri; Salmoniformes; Salmonidae
Product: MAP kinase-activating death domain protein-like
Exons: 41
Coding region: 486-5723 (1745 amino acids)
Biological process (GO): regulation of apoptotic process; regulation of Rab protein signal transduction
Cellular component (GO): cytosol
Molecular function (GO): guanyl-nucleotide exchange factor activity
Source: RefSeq, a predicted model, not a curated record
CCGCGGAACUCCAGUCCCUGCAGAUGAUCUGGAGGAAAUGUAAUGAAGACAGGUUUUAAGCCAAUAAUCAUACGUUAGCAAGCAACUAGCUAGCAUUUCACAGGUAAAAAUUAGAACGUGUGGAUUUAAAGCACACAUUGAAGAGCUGCUGAAUCACCAUCUCUGGAAAAUGGAUCCAGGAUACUAAUUACAUCUCGCUAUUUGAAAUACGUGUCAAUUCAUCUCCUCACUGGCUUUCUUUAUACCACCAGCAACAUACCAGGCCGACGACGACAGCUAGCUAGCGGGUAUUGCUAGCCACCUAGCUAACAUACUGCUAGCUACUGGUUUCCCCAUUAUUUUCUCAGAUGUCCACAAUGACCACUAAGGUCCUGCAUGCUCCUCCCACACCUAGCCCUGCCUCUUCGUGAUUGAACAGCUGCUGACUGACCAGAGAGGUGAUAUAUGUCUGUGUUGCCAUGACCUAAAGAGAUCAUCAAUCAAAGAUGGAGAAAAAGAAAAUGUGCCCCCGUCUGCUGGACUACCUGGUGGUGGUCGGAGCCAGGCAGCCCAGCACUGACAGCGGGUCCCAGACCCCCCAGCUCCUCCGCCGCUACCCGCUGGAGGACCACCCGGACUUCCCUCUGUCCCCGGACGUGGUCUUCUUCUGUCAGCCUGAGGGAUGCCAGAGCAUCCGGCAGCGCCGGGUCAGCCUGCGAGACGACGCCUCCUUCGUCUUCGCACUCACUGACAAAGACUCGGGCAUCACGCGCUACGGUAUCUGCGUCAACUUCUACCGCUCCUUCCAGCGAGGGGGGCACCGCCGCGACAAGGUGGGUAGCGGUGAAACCGGCGGCGCAGACAGCGAAGCGACCAGCGAGAGUUCCGAUGGCAGCGGUGGCUGCCCCACUGCCUCCACGUUGCCGACACCUGCCAGUGCCGACACAACAGCCACAUCUGCGCCAAGCAUGGAGCCGGGACCGCCCGGUGGCGAGCCAAAUGCUGGCAGGUCCCCUCGGCACAAACGCAGCACUGCCAAGAUGGUCAAUCGGAACCGCGACAGCACGCUGACCUCGCUGUGCAUGAUCAGCCACUACCCCUUCUUCUCCACCUUCAGGGAGUGCCUGUACAUCCUCAAGAGAAUGGUGGACUGCUGCAGCCACAGGUUGACCCAGCGUGCCGGCCUGCCACGCGGAACUCAGAGGGACACCAUGUGGCGCGUGUUCACGGGGGCCCUGUUGGUGGAGGAGAAGGGCAGCCAGCUGCUGGCUGACCUGCGGGAGAUCGAGUCCUGGGUCUACCGCCUCCUGCGCUCCCCGGUGCCCGUGGCGGGCCAACGGCGCGUAGAUGUGGAGGUGCUGCCCCACGAGAUGCAGCCGGCACUCACCUUCGCCCUGCCCGACAACUCUCGCUUCUCCAUGGUGGACUUCCCCCUGCACCUGCCCCUGGAGUUGCUGGGUGUGGACGCCUGCCUCAUGGUGCUCAGCUGCAUCCUGCUGGAGCACAAGGUAGUCCUCCAGUCGCGGGACUACAAUGCCCUGACCAUGAGUGUCAUGGCGUUUGUAGCCAUGAUCUACCCCCUGGAGUACAUGUUCCCGGUCAUUCCCCUACUGCCCACCUGCAUGGCCUCCGCUGAACAGCUUCUCCUCGCCCCCACCCCUUACAUCAUAGGUGUGCCUGCCAGCUUCUUCCUCUACAAAUCAGAUUUCAAAAUGCCUGACGACGUGUGGCUCGUGGACCUGGACUGUAACAAGGUCAAAGCACCCACCAAUGCAGAGCACCUACCCCCUCUUCCCGAGCCAGAAUCCACAGAACUCAAGAAACACCUGAAACAGUGUCUGGUUAGGUUGACCGUGAUCACCCAAAAGCAGAUCUUCUCCUCUGACAAUAAGGCCCUGGCCAGCAUGAGUCUCAACACCCAGCCCAUUCUGAACCUGGAGAAGUUCCAGGAGGGCCAGGAGUUACCUCUGCUCCCCCCCGGCCAGAACAAGGCGUCGCCCUCCUCCACCGAGUUCAACCCCCUCAUCUACGGCAACGACGUGGACUCUGUGGAUGUGGCCACCAGGGUUGCCAUGGUUCGGUUCUUCAACUCCCCCAACGUGCUCCAGGGUUUCCAGAUGCACACACGCACGCUGCGCCUCUUCCCCCGGCCUGUGGUGGCAUUUCAGGCCACGUCCUUCCUGGCUUCGCGGCCCCGCCGCUCAGGCUUCGCUGAGAAGCUGUCGCACACCCAGGCCGUGGAGUACUAUGGCGAGUGGGCCCUCAACCCCACCAACCUGGCCUUUCAGAGGAUCCACAACAACGUGUAUGACCCAUCUUUGAUCGGAGACAAGGGCAAGUGGUACGCCCACCAGCUGCAGCCAGUGUUCUACCGCGUGUAUGACGGCAGCUCCCAGCUGGCCGAGGCUAUGAGCGGACCCCUAGAGGAUGAGGCCAACGACUCGGACCCCACAGACGACAGUGCGGCCGACGGAGACAUUGCAGCAGAAGCAGCAGCAUGCAGUGACAGCGAGGCUGGCUACGAUGACUCCAGCUCAUCCUACUCGUCACUUGGAGACUUGGUGAGCGAAAUGAUCAAAUGUGACAUCCAAGGGGACACGCCAAACCUGGAUCCCCCUACCCACGCUGCACUGGGAGACGCCAGCGAGGUGGAGUUCCAGGACUUCCAGGAGUUCAAGGGAGGAGAGGGUCCCCUCCCCGAAGAGAAGGCACUGCCCGAGGGGGGCGACGGAGCUCCUGAACCUCUUGAUGGACAAGCCCUCCGCUCGAGCUCCAGCACAACCGCCAGCUCCAGCCCAAGCACAAUCAUCCAGGGAGUCAACAAUGAGCAGGCAGAACCAGUGGAAAUGGAGGCGUUGGCCAGUGCAGCUCUACAGAACUCUGUCCCGGGAUUGGGUGCGCCGCCCUUCUCCAGACUUCCCCCAGACGCCGACCCGGUGGGACAAGCCAAUAAGAAGGGCGAGUACGACAACCCCUACUUUGAGCCUCAGUAUGGCUUCCCUGCUGAGGAGGACACUGAGGCAGAAGACCAAGAGGAGACGUACACGCCCCGGUUCAACCAGAACCUCAAUGGCAAGAAAGCCCAACGCCCCCUGAGGCCCAGCAGCCUAAAGCUGCCUGGAGAGUCGGACGGAGAGGGCGACUCCCGCAACAGUUCUCCAAUCUCCAACAACAGCAGCGAUGGCUUUGGGGGCCUCAUGUCCUUUGCUAGCAAUCUAUACAAGAACCACGGCACCAGCUUCAGCCUCUCCAACCUGUCUGUACCCAACAAGGGUGGCCUGAGGGAGAAGGCCGCUGGGACUGGGCCCUUCCCCAAUCUAAAAGAAUAUUUUAAUUUUGACGUAGAGGAGGAAAUUGAGGAAGUAUUUGGACUAAAUUCUCUAAUGGAGAUAAUUACAGAGGCCGGCCCGGGGAGCGGAGAAGGAGGAGCCCGCGGUCCCCCCAGGGCCCUCGUUGACCAGAAGUCGUCAGUCAUUAAGCACAGUCCCACGGUCAAGAGAGAGUCCCCCUCGCCCCAGGGUCGUGCCAACAACACCAGUGAGAACCAGCAGUUCCUGAAGGAGGUGGUGCAGAGUGUGCUGGAGGGCCAAGGCGUGGGCUGGCUCAACAUGAAGAAGGUGCGCCGCCUGCUGGAGAACGAGCAGCUGCGCGUCUUCGUGCUGAGCAAGCUGAACCGGACCGUCCAGUCAGAGGAGGAUAUCAGGCAGGAGGUCAUCCGUGAUGUGGAGAUUAGCAGGAAGGUGUACAAGGGCAUGUUAGACAUACUGAAGUGCACCGUUUCUAGUCUGGAACACUCGUACACCAAUGCCGGGCUUGGAGGCAUGGCCAGCGUCUUCGUUCUGCUGGAAAUAGCACGCACCCACUACCAAACCAAAGUAGACCCAGAGAAGCGCAAGCGGAGCCCCAGUGACGCUGCAAGCAGCCCGGGCAGCAAGGAGAGCCCGUCUGCCCGCAUGGAGGGCACCAGGCCCCCGGGGCUCCUCCUGGUGCCCCGUCUCCAACUGCCGCACCCCACCUCGGGGGGCAAAGGCACCCACCACUUUGACACCCGGAGUCUGAACGAGGAGAAUUUUAUUGCCUCCAUUGAAUUGUGGAGCAGGCACCAUGAAAAGGAUAAGCAAAAAGCUAUGGAAAAACAACAGAGAGCGGAGGGGGCUAAGAAACAGCACCCUGAGCUGACUGACACGGAGGAGAAGAAGUCCCAGAUCAGUGCUGACAGUGGCCUCGGCGUCAACUCCGGAUCCCAGAAGAGUGACACCGAGUCCGUGAGCAGCACUGAACCGCCAGUCCUUACCAGAAGCACCAGCCAGGACUCAGAGGCCAGCACAGUGCCUGGCACAAUGGCUCUUGCCAAAACCAUAAGUAACAGCUCAGGGGAGACGCUGGGAGCUGACAGUGACUUGAGUAGCACCGCUGGGGAGGGCUUGGGUGGCAGGCAAGCCCCCCACCUCAACUUCUCCAGGGGAACACUGUCCGACAGCGAGAUUGAGACCAACCCGGCCACCAGCUCAGUGUUUGGUAAGACCCAAAAGAUGAAGCCUGGUGUGAAGGAGACGAAGUCUAAACUUGUGCCUGUCGUGGCUAAGGGGCCUCCCGCCCAGCCCUUGGAGGACAUCAGCAUGAGGAUUUACCUAUGUGAUGGCCUGCUGGGGCGCGACAAGAGCUCCAUGUGGGACCAGCUGGAGGAUGCUGCCAUGGAAACCUUCUCUCUGAGUAAGGAGCGCUCUACACUGUGGGACCAGGUCCAGUUCUGGGAGGAUGCUUACUUGGAUGCUGUCAUGUUGGAGAGGGAGGGGAUGGGCAUGGACCAGGGACCUCAGGAGAUGAUUGACAGAUACCUGUCACUCGGGGACCACGACCGUAAGCGCCUGGAGGACGAUGAGGACAGGCUGCUAGCUACUCUACUGCACAAUAUGAUCGCCUACAUGCUAAUGGUUAAGUUGAACAAGAAUGACAUCAGGAAGAAGGUGAGGCGUCUGAUGGGGAAGUCCCACAUCGGCCUCAGCCACAGCCAGGAGAUCAACGAGUGUCUGGACAAACUGGCUAAUUUGAAUGGCCGCGAGCUGUCCAUCAGACCUAGCGGAAGCCGUCACAUCAAGAAGCAGACCUUCGUGGUGCAUGCUGGGACAGAUACCACAGGGGACAUCUUCUUCAUGGAGGUGUGUGACGACUGCAUAGUCCUGCGCAGCAACAUCGGCACAGUGUAUGAGCGCUGGUGGUACGAGAAGCUCAUUAACAUGACCUAUUGCCCCAAGACCAAGGUGCUGUGUCUGUGGAGACGCAAUGGCCAGGAGACCCAACUCAACAAGUUCUACACCAAGAAGUGUCGCGAAUUGUAUUACUGUGUGAAGGACAGCAUGGAAAGGGCUGCUGCACGACAGCAGAGCAUUAAACCAGGUCCAGAGCUGGGUGGAGAGUUCCCUGUGCAGGACAUGAAGACAGGCGAGGGAGGACUGCUGCAAGUUACCCUGGAAGGCAUCAACCUCAAAUUCAUGCACAGCCAGGAGCGGAAGGUUUUCAUAGAGCUGAAUCACAUUAAAAAGUGCAAUACUGUGAAGGGAGUCUUUGUCCUGGAGGAAUUUGUUCCUGAAACUAAAGAAGUGGUGAUCCACAAGUACAAGACACCCAUGGCACACCAGAUCUGUUACUCCGUCCUCUGCCUUUUCUCUUACGUGGCUGCGGUGAAGGGGAAGGAAGCAGAAGGCAAGCCCAAGCUCCUAUCUCCAAGAUCCCUGCCCAGCUAGUCUACGACCCCUCCAAUCUACACCCCCCCCAAAAAAAAGAAAACCUCCUCUGUGCCUCUCACUCUGCAACAACGUGGAAUCUCGGUCCUACUAUGACAUUGAGUUCUGACAAUCCCUGACCUACUUAAGCACACACCUCUUUGCGCCCUAUAAGUACAUUCCCAAGAAAUACCCUCUACUCUUUGCGCCCUGCCUUGUAAGUAAAAUCCCUAUGAUAUAGAUAUAUACACACACGUGAACCCUGGUCUGUGGCAUCGUGCAUACACCCUUCAACCUUGGUCACGUCCUCUAAGCUCCUCCCAUACAGGCCCAGCCUGAGGCCUUGGCCAUAAGCUUGCUUGUUCUUCAAGGGGAGACUGGGUCCGUCCGUCCCCCUUCUCUGUCCCCUCUUUGUGACUGUCCUUCUCUCAUCCUGGCCUGCUGCCAAGGUCUCAUUGGUUGUUUUUAAUGGGAUGGAGACAGCGACGGGGAGGGAUAUGUGAGGCACAGCCCUGCAAGUCGAUAAGAAAGCAACCAACCUCCCUGUCCACUCUCUGCUCCACUCCCUAUGACUGUGUGAUGAAUAUUCUAUGUGCUACGUGGUACUACUGUAAAACUCCAGUCUGUCCAAGUCCAAACCGGUGAAACUUUUAAAAAGCACUCUAGUACUGACGGGUGUCACUUUGUUAAAUGCUAGUACUGUAUGGUGCAUCAAACACUGCAUGUAAAAGCUUUUUAAAGGUUUCAUUCCUUUUGAUCCCAAAAUAGCUUGUGUGGUCCAAGAUGCUUGUAUCUCUUUAGCUUCCCCUGUGAGGCUAAACUACUGUAGUAGUUCUGUCAAAUUUUUUGUCUGUGGUCCUCUUUAUUGAAUUGCAUGUUACAAAUAUUGCAAAAUAUUUUAAAAGAGAAGCAGAAUGCUGUACAUUUAUUUCACCAUAAGAAAAUGUUUUACAAAGUGUGGUUUAUUCACUAGAUGUGCAAUACUUUACGUAGUUAGCCAGAGCCAGAUCAUUGUUCUGAUAAAAAAUCUUGGCUAUUCUGGCUUUCAAAGAGCAAAGAAUGUAAAAAAAAAAAAAAAAGGACUUCAUUGUCUUACAUAUUUAUUGAAGUAAAUAAAUAUGAUGAUCUAUUGUUUAUAAGUCUGAAAUCAGUAUUUGGAGAUUCUAGAGAUGUGUAAACCUACUGCUGUGCUGUCGAGCCCUGCUGUUAUGGUUUUAUCCGUUAGGGAGGUGUGUUAAGUCUUCAUGUUGUGUCUGUAUUGUAGUAAGAUAAAUAAAUCCUAUCUAGCCCCAUUUCAGCCCAACUGUAAGUCCCACAGUUUGAGUGUGUGUAUACAUGCAGUGUAUUGUUUUGCCAGAUCAGCAAUAUAUGAAUAAUUCAGCUAUAUGAUCAGGAUAUAGUUUUUAAUGUUUAUGUGGCUUUUAUUUUUUAAAGAUGAAAUGCGUGUGUAAGGAACAUAUUGUUACAACUUCCAUCAGGCAAUUAUUUAAGGCAUUUCAUUCUUGACAAUAAAAACACUGGUGUAAAUAUGAGAGUAAUUGGAUGAGGAGUGCCUCAAAACAGUUUGAAGACGGUAACAGAACAUAAGGUAUAGUUUGUUAGACUAGUUACAUAUGAGAACAUUAAGAAACAGGAGUAUUUGAAACCAACCAACCCUAUUAUUGUGCUAGCUAGCCUGCUGCUGAGAGAGAAAGUGAUGGAAUAAUUGAAAUGGGUGUAAAUAUUUCAGUGUUUGAAAAAAGUAUUUAUAGAACAUGUACAGCUUUGGCAAUAUCAAAAUAAAAGUUGUCAAAACUGAAGCCCUCCA